Messenger RNA from Sphenostylis stenocarpa, 1809 nucleotides. The record is from the annotation of a GenBank genome assembly. NCBI's taxonomy places the organism in Eukaryota, Viridiplantae, Streptophyta, Magnoliopsida, Fabales, Fabaceae.
AUGGCGAUAAGUGCAGGUUCCAUGGGUGUUCAUGGAUUGGGAGACAUGAAGAUUCUCGCUAUCCAAGUCAUCACCGGAAGAUGGUUCGUCGUCUUUGCCUCCUUUCUAAUCAUGGCUGCCGCUGGAGCCACGUACAUGUUCGCCCUUUACUCCAGCGACAUCAAAGCCACUCUUGGCUACGACCAAACCACUCUCAAUCUCCUCAGUUUCUUCAAGGACUUGGGCACCAACGUUGGAGUCCUCUCAGGCCUUAUCAACGAGCUCACUCCACCCUGGGUGGUGCUAGCCAUCGGUGCUGUCCUAAACUUCUUUGGUUACUUCAUGAUAUGGCUCUCAGUCACCCAAAAAAUAGCCAAACCCCAAGUAUGGCAGAUGUGUCUCUACAUAUGCAUAGGUGCUAACUCUCAGUCGUUCGCCAACACUGGUUCCCUGGUCACGUGUGUCAAGAACUUUCCAGAAAGUCGUGGGGUUGUGUUGGGCAUCCUCAAAGGCUACCUGGGUCUUAGUGGUGCAAUCAUCACACAACUCUACUCUGCUAUUUACUAUGACGACACAAAGGCUUUGAUUUUGUUCAUAGGUUGGCUCCCAGCUGCUACUUCCUUAGUUUUCCUUCGAACCGUUCGCUACAUGAAGCCGGUUAGGCAGUCUAAUGAGCUCAAGGUUUUCUACAACUUUCUGUAUAUUUCUCUUGGCCUUGCUGGGUUUCUUUUGGUCAUGAUUAUUAUACAGAAAAGGGUCAACUUCACUCAGAGUGAGGACGGUGUGACCGCUGCUAUUGUGCUCUUCUUGCUCUUCCUCCCACUUGCUAUUGUUUCCAUCGAAGAGUAUAAGAUCUGGCAGAGUAAAAGACUUGCUUUGGUUGAUCCUUCCCCGGUGAAAAUAGUAACCGAGAGUGAAAGGGUUAAACCGAAAGAGUCUGCUAAUGGUAGCAAUUCAGUCUCAGCAGUUUCCAACGACACCAAGUGGUGGGAAAAUGUGUUUAGUCCACCAGAAAGAGGUGAGGACUAUACAAUACUUCAAGCACUAUUCAGCAUUGACAUGUUUAUCCUAUUCAUAUGUAGCAUCUGUGGUAUUGGGGGCACGUUGACCGCAAUAGAUAACCUGGGUCAGAUAGGAAAUUCGCUUAGAUACCCCAAGAAGAGCAUAAGCACUUUCGUGUCCCUAGUAAGCAUUUGGAAUUAUCUAGGACGAGUUUUCUCUGGAUUUGUUUCUGAACACUUUCUACACAAGUACAAGUUCCCUCGUCCUCUUAUGCUUACUUUAACCAUGCUCCUAUCAUGCGUUGGACACCUUCUGAUAGCAUUCGAUGUGCCAAGUGGUCUUUAUGCGGCUUCGGUAAUCAUAGGGUUUUGUUUUGGAGCUCAGUGGCCUUUACUUUUUGCCAUUAUAUCUGAGCUUUUUGGACUAAAAUAUUAUGCAACUUUGUACAAUUUUGGAAGUGCAGCAAGUCCACUAGGGCUAUAUGUGCUUAAUGUGGUAAUGACUGGGCAUUUGUAUGACAAAGAAGCAAAGAAGCAACUCGCAGCGUUGGGGCUUCAAAGAAAGGAAGGACAGGAAUUGAAUUGCAUAGGAGUCCAUUGCUUCAAGUUAUCCUUCAUUAUUAUCACAGCUGCAACUUUCUUUGGUGCCAUUGUUUCACUGAUUCUGGUGGCUAGGACAAGAAUGUUUUACAAAGGUGACAUAUACAAGAGAUUCCGCGAUGCAGCCACGAUAGAAGCUGAACUGACAGUGGUAGAGGACGAAAACAAGGCAGAGAAAGAUGUCAAACAUGUGGUGCCAACUCAUGAUCACGAACAGCACCAGGACUAA